AUGACAGAAACAAAACCACCGAGUUCAAAUUCUAGAGAGGAUGUUCUUCAAUUUCUCGAAACACUUGACACAUACUCUCAAGCCACACCUGCUACAAGCCCCGCUUCCGUAGCACCUGUAGGGACACCAGCCGACACGCAAUCUGUAUUAGAUUUCCUAGACCAAAUUACUCAGUCCACUCCAACGACAACUACUACCGAACUUAGUAUGAAAAUAGACAGUCAAACUAAUGUUCCAUUGAAACAAGAACGCAUCGCGGAACAGCCAGAACACCAACAAGUGCAAGCUGAAACACAAAAACAAGGUGCCUGGUCAUGGGGUGGUCUUUUGCAAACGGCGUCUACAGCUUAUAAGUCCGCAAGCUCAGUAGUUGACAACUCAGUCAAGGGAGCUUUAGCAACAGUUGAAACAGUACGAACUAACGAAGCCACUAAAAAAUUCGAGGAGAAAGUUCGUGGUAUGGUAAAUAAAGAAGCCAUCGAAAAAAUAGGUUCGGAUCUUAAAACUCUCGGUCUUAACACUCUUACAACUGUUGUAAAUGCCGUGGUUCCUCCAAUUUCACAAUACGAAGUUGUCGAGGUUUGGCUAGCCCAUGAUAUGGUUGGUUAUGUUGGUGUAGAAUCGCUUGUGUAUAAAGCUUUUAUGAAAGUGAUGGACCAAGUUGAAGGUGGUGAUAUCGUUGUUCGAAAAGGAAACGAAUCCAAAAAGCGAGAUUCAGAAGAAGAAUCAAAGAAUUUGAAUGUUUGUGAAGGCUUUGCUGAGGCAGUUGGUCUAGCUAAGGCCAAUAUAGAGCAAAUCAUUAAGAAACACUACAAGCCCUCAGAAUUGGAUCAAAACCAUAUCCAAAUGGAGCUACAAUCACAAGAAAUAUUGAAAGAUGUUCCUACCACCAUCUGUCCUGUUUUUAUGGCGAUUCAGCCGACAAAAGCUAAUCCUUAUGUUAUCUCUUCUAAUCAAAGUGAAUCUAUCUCGGAUUCUGAGCAAUAUUUAUUUUAUGUUAUUGUUUUAAUCGAUCCGACACAUAACCUAACUUUUAAAACCUUUUCACAAGCCCUCCCAGUAAGCUGGUUGGAUAUCCCAUAUGAUGAAAAUGAGUGGGUAGAAGCUAAAAUGGUUUCUACCAUAAAAUUGGCAGUUCAAACUAUUGCACAAGAUUAU
Acaulospora colombiana is the source of this 1158-nucleotide messenger RNA. Lineage: Eukaryota; Fungi; Glomeromycota; Glomeromycetes; Diversisporales; Acaulosporaceae. The record is from the annotation of a GenBank genome assembly.